Messenger RNA from Sturnus vulgaris (Common starling), 509 nucleotides. NCBI's taxonomy places the organism in Eukaryota, Metazoa, Chordata, Aves, Passeriformes, Sturnidae. The record is from RefSeq and is a predicted model, not a curated record.
AAGAGUUUAUGCUGACCCUUCUUGAUGCAAUUGAGAUGCUGUACCUGUGCUGGAGGGAAGUAGCACCAGAGACUAUUGUAAAAAGUUACAAUGGAGUAACUUUCAAAUUAGAAACUGAGACAAAUUAUAAUGACAAUGAGGUUGAAAGUGAUUUUGCUUUGAUUUCACAUGCACAGGCAGCUGGAGUACAGUUUCCAGAAGGCUUGUCUUUGGAAGAAUAUGCAGCUCUAGAUGAUGGCUUGGUAACUUAUGAAGUGCCCACAAAUAAUGAAAGGAUGUCUGCCAAAGAAAGUGCAUCAGAUAAAGCUGAGACGUUUGUUGGUGAUGAGGAUAAGGAUGAAGAUGAUCGACUUCAGGGAGCUGAACAGCUUUUACCAUCCAAAAAUGAAGCUUUAGAUACCCUUUGGAAGUUUCUCAGUAGUCAAGACACAGAUGAUUCUCUUUACAAUUCCCUAGCUGACUUGGAGAAUUUUAUUCAACAUGUAGCAUGUGAAUAAAUAUUUUCGCAA